AUGUCCAACAGCAGCUCCAUCACCCAGUUCCUCCUCCUGCCGUUCGCAGACACACGGGAGCUGCAGCUCUUGCACUUCUGGCUCUUCCUGGGCAUCUACCUGGCUGCCCUCCUGGGCAACGGCCUCAUCAUCACCACCAUAGCCUGGGACCAGCACCUCCACACCCCCAUGUACUUCUUCCUGCUCAACCUCGCCCUCCUCGACCUGGGCUCCAUCUCCACCAUUGUCCUCAAGUCCAUGGCAAAUUCCCUCUGGGACACCAGAGCCAUUUCCUAUUCAGGUUGUGCUGCGCAGGUAUUUCUGUCUUUGUUUCUCAUUUCAGCAGAGUUUUACCUUCUCACCAUCAUGUCGUACGACCGCUACGUUGCCAUCUGCAAACCCCUGCACCACGGGACCCUCCUGGGCAGCAGAGCUUGUGUCCACAUGGCAGCAGCUGCCUGGGCCACUGGGUUUCUCAAUUCUCUGCUGCAAACAGCCAAUACAUUUUCACUGCCCCUGUGCAAGGGCAAUGCCCUGGGCCAGUUCUUCUGUGAAAUCCCCCAGAUCCUCAAGCUCUCCUGCUCACACUCCUACCUCAGGGAACUUGGGCUUCUUCUGGUCAGUGCCUGUGUAGCUUUUAUGUGUUUUGUGUUCAUUGUGGUGUCCUAUGUGCAGAUCUUCAGGGCUGUGCUGAGGAUCCCCUCUGAGCAGGGACGGCACAAAGCCUUUUCCACCUGCCUCCCUCACCUGGCCGUGGUCUCCCUGUUCCUCAGCACUGCCGUGUUUGCCUACUUGAAGCCCCCUUCCAUCUCCUCCCCAUCCCUGGAUCUGGUGGUGUCUGUUCUGUACUCAGUGGUGCCUCCAGCAGUGAACCCCCUCAUCUACAGCAUGAGGAACCAGCAGCUCAAGGAUGCACUGAAGAAGCUGCUUCAAUCCGUCUUUCAGCAGCAAUAA
Molecule: messenger RNA, 933 nt
Organism: Columba livia (rock pigeon)
Lineage: Eukaryota; Metazoa; Chordata; Aves; Columbiformes; Columbidae
Product: olfactory receptor 14J1-like
Exons: 1
Coding region: 1-933 (310 amino acids)
Biological process (GO): G protein-coupled receptor signaling pathway
Cellular component (GO): membrane
Molecular function (GO): odorant binding; G protein-coupled receptor activity; olfactory receptor activity
Source: RefSeq, a predicted model, not a curated record